AUGGCCGCAGCAGCGACAUCUAAUUUAUCGCAGGCUGCUGCAAGGGCACUGACUACGCCAACCGAUUGUAUCAUUGCCUCCAAGUAUAAACUGCAUCGAAAAAUUGGCGCCGGGUCCUUUGGGGAUAUCUAUUUGGCUGUCGUUAUUGCGACUGGAGAAGAAGUGGCUGUGAAACUUGAAUCCAGCAAGGCUCGUCAUCCACAACUCCUAUACGAAAGCCGAGUUUACAAAAUUUUGCGCGGAGGUUUUGGUAUUCCUCGAUUACGAUGGUAUGGUACUGAAAAAGAUUACAACUUAUUAGUAAUGGAUUUAUUGGGUCCAUCUCUUGAAGAUCUGUUCAAUUACUGUAAUCGUCGAUUCACAAUGAAGACUGUUUUAAUGCUCGCUGAGCAAAUGAUAGGACGUAUCCAAUUUGUGCACAUCAAAAAUUUCAUACAUCGGGACAUAAAGGCUUUGUUUUUUGUGCCGGACAAUUUCUUGAUGGGUACUGGUCGGUACUGUGAUAAAUUAUUUUUGAUUGACUUCGGCUUAGCAAAGGAAUAUUGCGAUUCUCGGACUGGUGCACAUAUACCUUAUCGUGAAGACAAACAUCUAACGGGAACAGCACGUUAUGCAUCGGUCAAUGCACAUCUUGGAAUUGAAUUAACACGAAGAGACGACAUGCUGUCUCUUGGCUAUGUACUUAUGUAUUUCAACAGGGGUUCUUUGCCAUGGCAAGGGUUAAAAGCAGUAACAAAGAAACAAAAAUAUGAAAAAAUAUGUGAAAAGAAAUUGACUACACCUAUUCAGGCACAAUUUUUGAUUUCACUUAUAUUACUGUUCUCUACUUCCAUUACUAACGAUAGCGGUCUUCAUGGCUUAUUUCAGUACGAUUACAUGUUUGAUUGGACCACACGUAAGCAAUGGACAAAAAAAAAUACGGUUUCUUCGGCUCAUGUAUCAAACGGGUUACCAAAGAAGGGCCCGAGAAUGGCGGGCGUUGCUACCAAUUCUCGUGAUUUUAUCGUUGCAACGAAAUAUAAACUAAUCCGUAAGAUAGGUUCUGGCUCGUUUGGUGAUAUAUAUUUGGCUAUAAAUAUCACAAAUGGUGAAGAAGUUGCUGUUAAAAUGGAAUCCAACAAGGCUCGCCAUCCACAGCUGCUUUAUGAGAGCAAAGUAUACAAAAUUCUGCAGGGUGGAGUUGGCAUACCACAUAUACGAUGGUAUGGUACGGAACGGGAAUACAACGUUCUGGUGAUGGAUUUACUAGGUCCUUCAUUAGAGGAUCUUUUCAACUUUUGCAGCCGUCGUUUUACUAUGAAAACCGUUUUAAUGCUAGCUGAUCAAAUGAUUGGACGCAUUGAAUACGUCCACGUUAAAAACUUCAUUCAUAGGGAUAUCAAGGCAAGUUACCGGAAACAUCCUGACAAUUUCAUGAUGGGUAUAGGACGACACUGCAACAAAUUAUUUUUAAUUGAUUUCGGUUUGGCCAAAAAAUAUCGUGACUCACGUACGCGAGCCCAUAUUCCGUAUCGAGAGGAUAAGAAUUUAACCGGAACAGCUCGAUACGCAUCAAUCAAUGCACAUUUGGGCAUUGAACAGUCACGACGAGAUGAUAUGGAAUCGCUUGGAUAUGUUUUAAUGUAUUUCAACAAAGGAACACUUCCAUGGCAAGGUCUUAAAGCUGCAACAAAGAAACAAAAGUAUGAGAAAAUCAGCGAGAAAAAAAUGUCUACACCUGUUGAGGUGCUUUGCAAAGGAUUUCCGGCCGAGUUUGCUAUGUAUUUAAAUUAUACUCGCGGUCUGCGAUUCGAUGAGGCACCAGAUUAUAUGUAUUUACGGCAGUUGUUCCGCAUUCUAUUUAGAACUUUGAAUCAUCAGUAUGAUUAUACAUUUGAUUGGACGAUGUUAAAACAGAAAGCGGCGCAGCAUACGGCAGCGGCGCUUGCAUUGGCUGGUUCAGGACAAGGUGGCGCGCAAUCGGGCACUGCUCCAGGUGUCUAA
Messenger RNA from Acanthocheilonema viteae, 1983 nucleotides. Lineage: Eukaryota; Metazoa; Nematoda; Chromadorea; Rhabditida; Onchocercidae. The record is from the annotation of a GenBank genome assembly.